This is a messenger RNA of Andrographis paniculata, 588 nucleotides long. RefSeq names its product RING-H2 finger protein ATL48-like. Bases 1 to 237 code for a protein of 78 amino acids. The transcript has 2 exons. Lineage: Eukaryota; Viridiplantae; Streptophyta; Magnoliopsida; Lamiales; Acanthaceae. The record is from RefSeq and is a predicted model, not a curated record.
AUGGGGACUAUCAAUUCAGAACUAGACAGUUUGAUAGAGGGGAAAAAGCGUGUGAGGAAUCCUCUUGUUCCCAUUGGUGCACUUAUGACAGCAGGUGUGCUUACGGCGGGGCUAAUUAGCUUCAAACAGGGAAAUUCUCGGUUGGGUCAAAAACUGAUGAGAGCACGUGUUGUCGUGCAAGGUGCUACCGUUGCAGUAAUGGUUGGGACAGCUUAUUAUUAUGGUGACAAAAUUUGAGGAUGAUGGUUGAGAUAGCUCAUUGCAAUGGUUAACAACCCUGUGGAUUCUCACUGUGUGCUUGAUAAAUAAGCAAGUAUCAUGUCUCAGGGUUUCCACUAAAUCUGAAUAUUGCAUUGGCUAGCUCCUUUUAUUUUUUUCAUCAAUAAUUUUACCGCAAAUAUUUGUACUUUUCCUGAAUGCUUCACGAGGUAUUAGGAUUUUUAGCUACUAUAGAGGUAACCAUUUGUUGGUGACUGUCCAUUUGAUUUAAGAGUAUGUGUUGUAAUAUGAAACAUUUAGGACAUCACUAUGUUUUGGAAUUUCUGGUAUCUGAGCAAUAAUGAAUGUGGAACCUUUGUUUGUUCCCGA